AUGUGUCGCGCCGAGAGCGCGAGGAUGGUGUGCGGCGUGCUGGUGAUAGCGCUGGCCUACGUGUCCCUGACGCGGCUGGACCUGUUGAGCGUGGACAGCCAGCGGUGGGGGCUGCACGCGCACCAGCGCCACCUGGCCAGGCUCAGCAUGGCCGAGGUGGUGGUGGGCACCGCCCUCGCACUUUCCGCCCUCCUGGGGUGCUUCGACGUCGUCGUGUCCAAGACGACGCAUCGGGCUUUGGACGUUGUCACCGGACUCAUUAUUCUCGGCCAAGUGACGAUUGCUAUGACCGCCCUUACGCUUAUGAUCUGGGUAGAAAACGACUUACCUUCCCGAAGUUCCAACUGUAGGGACUGUCUACAAAGCCUCGUCUUUGUGGUCCGAAGACUGAUUCCUGCCAUUGCAUGCUCACUCCUAGCUGCCAUAAUUUCACAGUGCAUCGCAAUGGUGGCCAACAGAAUCUCAACUGCAACGGAGACAAUCCAAACCAGGCUGAACAGAGCCAACAACCUUGAAGAAUACAAGUUGAAAUCAAUGAACGAGUUAAUAGGCGGCUGGGCACCGCGCAAGAGCCAUUCCUGGAGUGGACAACUCAACUACUCCGGCUCAUUGUUUGAGCACAAUGUUCGACACGAUUCAGCAAGAGUGGGCACCCCCCGCGUGAAGCUCCACUUCGCCGAGAAACACGUACCCAAUCGCAAGCGGGUCCCCGUUCAGAUCGUCGUCACCCCGGCCUCUUCUCCGAAGCAUUCCAGGAACCUUGAACGCUCCUGGGUCAGCAGGGAGGCACCGACAUCUUCAGACUUCAGCCAUUACGCCAACGUGGCGUUGCAACCUACCGAAGCCCACACUUUACCAUCGGAUCAGUAA
Ixodes scapularis (black-legged tick) is the source of this 870-nucleotide messenger RNA. RefSeq lists its product as uncharacterized. Lineage: Eukaryota; Metazoa; Arthropoda; Arachnida; Ixodida; Ixodidae. Bases 1 to 870 code for a protein of 289 amino acids. The record is from RefSeq and is a predicted model, not a curated record. The transcript is spliced from 8 exons.